Messenger RNA from Triticum dicoccoides, 2161 nucleotides. RefSeq lists its product as uncharacterized. The record is from RefSeq and is a predicted model, not a curated record. Bases 68 to 2161 code for a protein of 697 amino acids. Lineage: Eukaryota; Viridiplantae; Streptophyta; Magnoliopsida; Poales; Poaceae. The transcript has 3 exons.
UCUCAUAGCAGAUUACUUCUGUGAUAAUCCUACCUAUCCUGAUUACUACUUCCGUAGAAGGUUCCGCAUGGGAAAACCCCUCUUUCUACGCAUUGUUCAAGCUCUUGGUGAGUGGUCUCCCUACUUCACUCAAAGGGUAGAUGCCCUGGGCCGUCCAGGUCUAUCACCUUUACAGAAGUGCACGGCAGCCAUGCAUAUGUUGGCGUAUGGUGUUCCUGCCGACAAAACAGAUGACCAUGUAAGACUUGGUGCAUCUACGGCACUCGAGUCUCUUGAGAAAUUUGCUAAGGGGGUCAUUGCCAAGUUUGGUGGAGAAUAUUUGCGAAGGCCAACUGUUGAAGACAUUCAACAUCUACUGGAAAUUGGCGAAGCACGUGGUUUUCCUGGUAUGCUAGGAAGCAUAGACUGCAUGCAUUGGGAGUGGAAAAACUGUCCGGUUGGAUGGAAGGGGCAGUUUACACGUGGUGACUACGGUGUCCCUACCAUCAUCCUUGAGGCUGUAGCAUCCCAUGAUCUCUGGAUAUGGCAUGCCUUCUUUGGUGUUCCAGGAUCCAACAAUGACAUCAAUGUGCUCAAUCAGUCGCCAUUGUUCAUUGAAACGUUGCAAGGGAAUGCUCCUAGGGUAGACUACUAUGUCAAUGAGAGACAAUACAAGAAGGGUUAUUAUCUUGCAGAUGGAAUAUAUCCGGAGUGGGCUGUUUUUGUGAAAACCAUCUGGUUGCCUCAAACUGAAAAGGAUAAGUUAUUUGCGAAGAAACAAGAAGGUGCGAGAAAGGAUGUUGAACGUGCAUUUGGAGUUCUACAACAACGCUUCAAAAUUGUGGCAGAACCAUCACGUCUUUGGGAUCAAAUAGAUAUCUGCAACAUAAUGAAAGCAUGUGUGAUCAUGCACAACAUGAUACUCGAAGAUGAGAAGGGCGAGGAGUUGCCUUUCGAUCUGAAUGAAGCUUUGGUUUCAUCCACUGCUCUGCCACCGACAGCGAUUAGCGGGGCUACACCCUUGUUCGCCGACGUAAUUAGAAGAGAUGUUGAGAUACGUGACCGGUCCAUGCACAAUCGCCUCAAGCAUGAUUUGGUUGAGCAUAUUUGGAAGAAAUUCAGCGAAGAUACAAACAGUCCAAUGGAAUAUCGUCCUCCUAAUGGUUUCAUGAGCUUCCUUCAAGACCAAAGUCACCCCAACUUCACCUUGCCAGCCCCGCAGCAACUUGGUUUCCAAUAUCCAAUGUUCUGCACGCAGCCACCGCCGCCACCAGCCAAGCACCACUCUCUUCCAUCACCAUCUGAUCCCAUGACCACAACUCCAUCGAACAAGCGAAAACGAGUUACAAUUGAUGUGGAAGCAGAUGAUGAAGAUAGUCACAGGUUGUAUUAUACAAAAGUUGAGGAUAUCAGAUUGGUGAGUGCUUGGUUGCGCAACUCUGUGAAUCCUAUCGAUGGGAAUGCAAAGAAGGGAGAAUACUACUGGAAGGAGGUUGCUGAUGCAUACAACAGCACAACUGAGAGUGACCGAAAGAGGGAUGUGAAGCACCUGAAGAACCAUUGGCACAAAACAACAAAGAAGGUAACCUCUUUCAAUGGCUGCUAUAACCAGAUCAGAGACACCUAUGCGAGUGGCCGGUGUGAUCAACAACUGAUGCAACAAGCUCUAGACCUGUACCAUAGCCGCAAUGGACACCAGUUCAUGUAUGUACAUUGGUGGGAAGCUGUGAAGGAAAGCCAAAAGUGGAAGAUUCAUGUAUACACAGAAGGAGAUGGAACAAAGAGGUCACCACCAGUCCCAACUGAGAAUGCUCAGCGUCCCCCGGGUGUCAAGAGGGCGAAGAAAGCUAUAGGAAAAGAUAAGGAAGCCCCUACUGAGAUGAAUAACAUGCAAGAACAGAUUGGGGCUUUUCUAAAAGCACAAGCUGACACUAAGGCACAAACUGAUGAGAUGAUGGAAUUGCAGAGUCGUCUAUCUGCUCAGAAGGUAGAAGCUAACCGACUUGCAUAUGAGGCAGCAAAGGAGAGGACAGUGGCAAAGUUAGCUGAGGAAAGAACCAAGCGGUUUGACAAGUUCACAGAGAUGUUGAAUACCGACACUACAAGGAUGGAGCCAUGGGCAAAGGAGAUGCAUGUGAGGGCUGUCACAAGACUAGGGGAUCAACUUUUCAAGGAUGAAUAG